UCUGACUGACACCCGCUGAUCUCGCCGACGCCCCCACCGUCCGCGCGCACGCGUGUCUGUGCGCGUGUGUGUCUGUGUCUGUGUGUGUGUGCGCGUGCGUUUCUCCUCUUUAUUUUUUUUUUUUGAAGCCGCCUGCCAAACGGUCGCGGUCUGUCGAUCGAGAUUUGAUUUUUUUUUUCCCGAGCGCGUUCCCGCUGCCGCCGAGGGACGCCUUUGUGCUCGCCUUCGCUUCCCUCUGCGGCUUUUCUGUUCACAGUUUCGUUUAAAAAAAAACAAACAAAAAAGACAACGUUGUGGAUUACAGCGACAAAGGGAAACCUGGUGUCUGGUCACUCACACAAGGUGGAGACUGAGAAGAGGGUGAAAAGGGGAGGGGGGGGGAAGGAGAUGGAUGGAGAGAAGAACGAAAUGAGCGCGGCGAGACGGAGGCGCUCGGAAUAAACCUCUCCGCCUGCCGUUGGUAACGGUCUGCCCCGGGGGGAGAUGGGAAACCGGCGGGAGGACUGACCGACGAGCGCGAAGCACAGACGGAGCUUGUUCUCCCUUUUAUUUCUGCGAUGUCUGCGAGGAGGACGUGACCUUCCUCCGGCCGCCAGAGGAACGGACGGGAGGAGAGGGGCUCGGAAGGAGGGCAGGAGAGCCGUCCCGCGUCCGGAGAGAGAGAGAGAGGGGGGUGCGGAACAGUCCCGUACGCGAGGGGGAGACCAGAGGCGCUGCUUAAAUAUCCGCUCCGAAGUGACGAAGAGCUGAAUUUCUUGCACUGCAUGCCUUCUGGUUCAGUUGGGUUUUUUUGCAGAUGGGGUAAAGAUGGGGUAAGAACACAAUAUUUGAGUUAGAAAUUUUGCAGAGACUUGUUUCUUUUGCACGUCCAUUUUAUUUCAGAACUUUGAGUCGAAGAACAGAAGUUUUUGGUCUGAUUGAUCUGGAAACAGUAAACAGCUUUAGGUCUGGCUGAUCCUGGACUGUUCAUGGUUUUUUGGUUCGACUGCUACGGGGAAGUUAGCGCUUUUUUUGUCCGGCUAACCGAGGACAGCUAGCAGUUUUUGGCCCAGUCUGGAGCCCGGAUCGCCCGCUCACAGGGCCAUGGGCUGCCGGGUGACCGCCCGUCGCCGCGCCGACCGGCCGUAACGUCUAUGGUGUGCGCCCCGAGUCCUGAGCCCAUGAGCCGAUCCGGAACGCUGCAGCGCCGCACCACCUACCUCAUCUCCCUCACCCUGGUGAAGGUGGAGGCGGUGGGGGGGGAUGGGGGCCAGCUGGGGAGGGCGGCGGCGGCGGCGGCGUGGUCCGGGGACGCCCCGGGCGCGGUCCCGUGGGACGAGGAGCAGCCGUUUACCGACGAAGAGGAAGAGGAGACGGAGCUGGAGGAGGGAGAGGAGGAGGAGGAGGAGGAGGACAGCUUGAGCGAGCCCGGGAGGGAGAGGGUUAAACCUGAGCGGGGGGAGAGAGCGCCCCCUGGCUGGACCCCCGUCUGCGAGCGCCCUCGGGCCCGGGAACGCCCGCCCUCCCGCGAGAGAGCGCCGCCCCCUUCUGCCCCCAGGGAGCGCGCGAGGGGCAGCGGGGAAGGGGGUGUGGCCGAGGGCGGGGCAGAGGGGGAGGAGCCCUGCGCGGGGACCCGCACCCCGACCAAGAGCAGCAUCCCGGUGCGGGUCGGCCAGCGGCCGGCGGCCCUGAUGAAGGCGCACAGCGACGCCGUGAGCCGCCGUGAGCUCAGGGAGGCCAGGGAGGGCGUGGCCACGGGCGGGGCGGAGCCGGGGUCUCCCGCCAGCCCCGGCGUGAGCCACGCCUGGCUGCCGUGGACGGAGAGCAGCUGCAGGCCUGGCCUUCGCCAUGGAGACCGAGCAAAAGAUCGAGUCAGGGCGGUGGGAGGAGCCAUGGAAAGAGAACACCUGGGAGGCGGGGCAGUGGGAGGAGCCAUGGAAAGAGAACACCUGGGAGGCGGGGCAGUGGGAGGAGCCAUGGAAAGAGAAUACCUGGGAGGCGGGGCAGUAGGAGGAGCCAUGGAAAGAGAACACCUUGGAGGCGGGGCAGUAGGAGGAGCCAUGGAAAGAGAACACCUGGGAGGCGGGGCAGUGGGAGGAGCCAUGGAAAGAGAAGUCCGUGGGGCGGUGGGAGGAGCCAUGGAGAGAGAAGUCCUGGGAGGCGGGGCGGUGCGCAGAGGUGGGGCAGCCACAAGGGACAGCCCCAGGACUGAGAGACUGAAGGCGGGGUCCACCUCACUCCCCGCCCCCCUCACCCUGGUCCCCAAACCCCCACGGAAGGGCAAGAGCCGCACCCUGGACAACAGCGACCUGCACGUCCUGUCCGAAGACCUCCGCAGAGGGGCGGAGCGCCUGGCCUGCCCCGCCCCCGGCUCCGCCCCGACCGUGCUGCAGGGCCAGGCUCAGCGGGCGUCAGCUCGGGACCACAAAAUGCUCAAAUUCAUCAGCGGGAUUUUUGCCAAGAGCACCCCCAUCCCGACUAGCCCUGCCUCCUCUGUGUCCCCCUAUGGCUCCAUCCAGAGGGAGUCCAGUGAAGAGGACGCAUCCUGCGCUCUCAGUCAGGAGUGGACUCUGAGCCGCUCAGUCCCGGAGCUGCAUCUGGGGGUUCUGGGUAGCCGACGCAGCGGAAAAUCCGCUCUGGUCCACAAAUUCACCACUGGGGCCUACCUUCCCCUGGAGAACCAAGAAGGAGGCAGGUAUAAGAAGGAGGUGCUAGCAGAUGGUCAGAGUCACCUGCUGCUGAUCAGAGAGGAGUCAACGCUGCCAGAUGCACAGUUCUGCAGCUGGGUGGAUGCAGUUAUCCUGGUGUUCAGCCUGGAGAACGAGGCCAGCUUCCAGGAGGUCUACAAGAACUACAGCCAUCUUUGUGCGCACCGCAAUAUCGCGGAGAUUCCUCUGAUCGUGGUUGGAACCCAGGAUAAGAUCAGCAACACAAACCCACGGGUGAUCGAGGACGCUCGCGCUCGCCAGCUGUGUUCAGACGUGCGUCGCUGCUCGUACUACGAGACCUGCGCCACCUACGGGCUGAAUGUGGAGCGCGUCUUCACUGAGGCUGCCCAGAGGGUGGCAGUAAUGAAGAGGCAUAUGUCUGUUGCUGCCCCCUGUAAAUCCCUCCCCAGCUCCCCCAGCCACUCAGGAGCCUCCACCCCGGUGUCCGGAGCCUACCCUGGACAGGCCAGUAAUGGGGCCCAGAGCAGUGACUACUCGUCCUCCCUCCCCUCCACACCGGUGGUCAGCCAUAAGGACAUGGGGAGGGGGGUGGCGGGGGGGGACGCGGGCGGGAGCGCCACCCCAGGGCCCCAGCGCAACGUGCCCCGGAGACGCACCUCCCUCUUCACAAACCGCCGGGGUAGCGACUCAGAGAAGCGUGCUUCGGACAGCAAGGCGGACCCUAGCGUCGGGAGGGGAACCCCCAUUAGACAGGGCUUUCUAUGGAAGCGGAGUGGGAGCUCACUCAAUAAGGAGUGGAAGAAGAAGUACGUCACGCUGGCCAGUAACGGGAUGCUGGCCUACCACACCAGCGUCAACGACUACAUGCAGAACGUCCACGGAAAGGAGAUGGAUCUGUUGCGGGUGACGGUGAAGGUGCCGGGGAAGCGCCCGCCCCGCGCCGUCAUUUCCGCCACCCCGUCGCCCGGCCUCAACGGCGUGGUCAAGGACACGCCCCCCGGGCCCGAGGGGGCCGCUGCGGUUCCUGUUUCUUCUCCCACUGCCCUCCUGACGGUGGACGAGGGGGGCGGGUCCGGCCCGUCCCCGCGGGCGGACAAGGUGCUGAAGCGCUGUCCCUCCACGCUGUCCAAUAAGGCUGUGAGCAUGGACACCGCUGCCGAGGCGACGGCCAGCCCUGCCGCCAGAGACCGCGCCCCCUCCUCCCCGGCAGCCGAGAGGAAGAAGCACAGGAGGAAGAAGAGCAUGAGUCAGAAAGGAGAUUCCGCACUUGGGCAGGCAGAGGCCAAGCGCAAAAUGUGGAAAUUGAAAAACUUUGGUAGUUUGAGAAACAUUUACAAGACAGAGGAGGAGAACGCAGACUUCAUUAUGGUGUCCAGCUCGGGCCAGAUGUGGCACUUUGAGGCACAGAGCAUGGAGGACCGGGAUGCCUGGGUCCAGGCCAUCGAGAGCCAGAUCCUGGCCAGCCUGCAGUCCUGCGAGAGCAGCAGAAACAAGGCGCGGAGGAACAGCCAGAGUGAAGCGGUAGCCGUACAGGCAAUCCGUAAUGCCAGGGGCAACGGCCAGUGUGUGGACUGCGGAGCACCCAACCCGACGUGGGCCAGCCUGAACCUGGGGGCGCUGAUCUGCAUCGAGUGCUCGGGGAUCCACCGUAACCUGGGCACCCACCUGUCGCGCGUGCGCUCGCUGGACCUGGACGACUGGCCGCGCGAGCUCACCCUGGUCCUCAGCGCCAUCGGCAACCACACCGCCAACAACGUGUGGGAGAGCCGCACCCUGGGCCACCAGAAGCCCCGGCCUGACGCCUCGCGAGAGGAGCGGGAGUCCUGGAUCCGGGCCAAGUACGAGCAGAAGCUGUUUGUGGCGCCGUUGCCGGCGGCGAUGGGGAGCGCGGCCACCCGGCUGCUCUCGGCGGUGACCCAGAGGGACCUGCCCGCCCUCCUCCUCCUGCUGGCCCACAGCACCAAGGAGGAGAUCAACGCCCCCGCCACGCCCGUCACGCCCACCACGCCCACCACCGCCGCCAGCCCCCGCCACGUCCGCACCGCCCUGCACGCCGCCUGCCAGCUCGGCGACGUGGUCAUGACCCAGCUGCUGGUCUGGUACGGGAGCGAUGUGAGGGGGCGGGACUCCCUGGGCCAGACCGCCCUCGCCCUGGCGCGACAGUCGGGCAGCCAGGAGUGCGCCGACAUCCUGCUGCAGCACGGCUGCCCCAGCGACGCCCCCCCCGCCCUCCUCACGCCUGGUCUGCGCCGCAAGAGCAGCACCGCCAGCCUGAGCCGCGCCAACUCCAGGAGAGGGGUGUCCUAACUCCCCUUGGUAGCCGAAUGGUUAGCUCAGCAGCCGUUUCUCGUGGCGAAGGGGAGUCGGAAUCGGCUGCUGUCCUGAAGGUGAAUGGAUCCUUGCACUUGUCUUCACAAGAAUCUUGUGUGUGUCUGUGCCUUUUCGCAGAUGGAUUUCUAUGUUUAAAAAAAAAAUCAUAUUAAGACUUUUGAAUUCAAAACUGAACCAACAACAGGGAGAGCCUGCCAAAAAGACUCUCAAAACAGAAGAACAGGCACGACUAUACUUACAAAUGAAAAGCACAGAAACAAUUUAACAAAACAAAAGCAAUAGAUGUUUUCUCUGACUGAUGUGGAUUGCCAUUUGGUGGCUAUCUGUCGCCAUAUUGUUUUUUUUUGUUUUUUUGUUUGGCAAAGCUGAUGUAUUGCGUUAAAGAAAUUGCUGAACAUUCGAAGGAUUCAAAGCACAAGCAAACGACGCGUCACCAGGCAAGGCUCCGUGUUCAGGCCCCAUGGCCUUUGGGUGUCAGUGACCUCACUUCCUGCUCACCUGCGUGGGAAUCCCAGAGCACGCCUACUGGACUGCUUCUCAUCCUUCCGCACAUACGCUAGUCCUCUUUAUUUCACGCUUCACGCUUGCCCCCAGACAAGAUUCGCUUCAACUGUUCAACCACACCGACUCCAACCCCGUGUGUGCAAGCACCAGCAAGACACAGAGAGAAGUAAAUUAACACAAGGAAUUAUUUGGAUCUGUUUUCAAAAGAUUCACUUCCACAGACAGAAGGAGAAAGAUCUGGAAUGGGGACUGAAAUCUGUAUUUCAGGAUGAAUUCCUCGGAGCGUUAGCUUUCGGUCAUGCUAAACCAGUCAGCCGCCAGUGUGACUGGGACGUGUGAGUGAUGUGAACAGGACGUGUGAGUGAUGUGAACAGGGCGUGUGAGUGAUGUCAACAGGACGUGUGAGUGAUGUGAACAGGAUGUCCAGUUCUGGAGGCUCUCAGUGUCUUUAAACCCCCCAGCAUGUACAGUGCUGUGCAAAAGCCUUAGGCAUCUGUAAAAAAAAAUGCUGUACAGCUAAGAUGCUUUCAAAAAUAAUGAAAUGAAGGGUUAUAAAUAUUGAAAAAAAUAAUAUAAAGAGCAGUAAAUAGUU
Anguilla anguilla (European eel) is the source of this 6075-nucleotide messenger RNA. Its product is annotated as arf-GAP with GTPase, ANK repeat and PH domain-containing protein 2-like. Gene Ontology annotation, cellular component: nucleus. NCBI's taxonomy places the organism in Eukaryota, Metazoa, Chordata, Actinopteri, Anguilliformes, Anguillidae. The transcript has 19 exons. The record is from RefSeq and is a predicted model, not a curated record. Bases 1134 to 4955 code for a protein of 1273 amino acids. Gene Ontology annotation, molecular function: GTP binding; GTPase activity; GTPase activator activity.